AUGCUUGUUCAUAUAGCCAAAUCUUUUGGAAAAAUUAUUCCAUAUUUUGAUGGAGGCUCAGAGAGAUGGAUGGGUCAUAUUAAAGUUAUCAUCCCAACAGUUACUGCUUGUUUAUCGUGUCAUCCAGAGUUUUUUGUUGAGCUCAGUGAAUUUCAACUUUGUACUACAGCAAACAAUCCAAGGCAACCAGAGCAUUGUAUUGCAUAUGUGAAAGAAAAGUUAUGGCCAGAAUCAUUUCCGAAUUUAAAAUUUAAUCCAGAUGAUGAAGAAAAUAUUAAAUGGAUUUACGAGAAGUCUCAAGAAAUGGCUCAAAAAAACAAUAUAGCAGGAGUUACUUAUAAGCUUGUAAAAGGAGUUGUAAAGAAUAUCGUUCCUGCAAUUGCAUCAACUCAAGCAUUUGUUGCUUCGCUAUGCGUAACAGAAGUAUUGAAAUAUCUUACAGGAAAUGGAUAUAAUUUAAGGAAUAUUCUCAUAAGUGGUGAAGAAGGUAUUUAUGGGGAAGAUUUGGAGUAUGCAAAGAUGCCUGAGUGUCACGCCUGCGGAUCAAUUGUAAUAGAUAUACAUCUCAAUGAUAAUGAAACUGUUUCUGAGUUUAUUCAAAGAUUAGAAAAAGAAUAUAAUCUUAAAAAUGCAAGGCUUGUCAUUAAUACUGAUAAUGAUAGAAUUAUUCCUAUAUACUCUCCAAAAAUAUAUAAGGAGUCUCAAGGAAAUCUUAGCAAACCGAUGAAAAAUUUUGUUGAAUCUGGUUCUGAAAUUAUUGGUAUCACUCCAGAUAAUUUAGACUCAACAUAUAUUAUCCGUAUAAUAUAG
This is a messenger RNA of Trichomonas vaginalis G3, 810 nucleotides long. Its product is annotated as NEDD8 activating enzyme protein. Gene Ontology annotation, cellular component: nucleus; cytoplasm. The record is from RefSeq and is a predicted model, not a curated record. Bases 1 to 810 code for a protein of 269 amino acids. The transcript has a single exon. Gene Ontology annotation, molecular function: NEDD8 activating enzyme activity. Gene Ontology annotation, biological process: protein neddylation. NCBI's taxonomy places the organism in Eukaryota, Parabasalia, Trichomonadida, Trichomonadidae.